Messenger RNA from Quercus lobata, 1376 nucleotides. RefSeq names its product protein argonaute 16-like. Lineage: Eukaryota; Viridiplantae; Streptophyta; Magnoliopsida; Fagales; Fagaceae. The transcript is spliced from 9 exons. The record is from RefSeq and is a predicted model, not a curated record. Gene Ontology annotation, molecular function: protein binding; RNA binding. Bases 380 to 1096 code for a protein of 238 amino acids.
ACUAAUGAGUGGAGUUAAAAGAGAGAAAGUGCAGACGGGCAAAAGAAAGAGAAGUAGAAAAAGAAGAAAGAAGAAGAAGAAGAAGAAGAAGGAGAAACAGCACCAGAGGAUGAAGUGUUCACCAGCACUACCUCGUCCGCCACUCCACCGCAGUUCGUCCUCCUCCCCACCACCAGACUGGGUAGAUGACAACUAUCUAGGGGGUUUUCAUUCCAAUUGCUAAGGCCUUGCUGGGGUAAAUAUUGUUGUGAAUAAAAGGUGUUGAUUGGGUGUGAUGGUGUGAACUCACUGGUGGAUAGGUGGCUGGGGGACCUGGAGUUCAAGAAACCAGCUUCCACAAUGAGAUUUCGACAAGGGGCUGUGUUCAUUUCAAGUGCAGAUGCAGUUCUUUAGGUUUGGUUUUAUUCCUUGCUAUGAUAACUCUGUUUAUUUUUCACUUGGACUCGAUCUAGCCAAGGCUAAGAGAAUGCUGAAAAAUUUCAUGAUUAAGACUGCGCACCAGAGCAUAGAAUAUAAAAUAAUUGGCCUGAGUGAUUCUCGAUGCAAGGACCAGUUAUUUGAUAUGAGAGUGAAAAAUGGUGACGGUGCAAAUAAAGGUCAUUCCGUGGCUAUCAGUGUCUAUGAUUAUUUCCUUCAACAUUAUAACAUACAACUUCAAUAUUCUGCAUACAUGCCAUGUGUUGAUGUCGGCAAGCCAGAACGGCCCAAAUAUUUGCCUCUGGAGCUCUGUACGCUUAUUCCCGAUCAAUGCUACACAAAAGCAUUAUCUUUGAUGCAGAGGGCAUCAUUAGCUAAAAAGUCAAGGCCGAAUCCUCAGGCAAGAGUACGAACUCUGAUUGAUGCUGUGGGAAACCAAAAAGAUGACCCUGUGCUUGCUGAGUUUCAUAUUUCUAUAGAGAAACAAUUGACUCAGGUUGAGGGCCGCAUCCUUGAGACUCCAAAGUUGAAGGUUGGUAACAACGAAGACUGCAUCCCUUGUAAUGGGCGAUGGAAUUUCAAUAGCAAGCUGGGAUGUGGAGCAGACAAAGAGACCAUUACUCCAGUAAGAUGCUCAGAUUAUAAGACUUCCCUUAUCCAAAUACCAUGUCGCAUAUAAGCAAUGCUUGAAACGGUUUGACCAUCACUGCCAAUGGAUAUCUUUUUUUUUUUUUUUUUUUUUUUUUUUUUUUUUUUUUUUUUUUUUUUUUUUUUUUUUUUUUUUUUUUGAGAAACUACCAAUGGAUAUCUAAUUUGUGGUGAAGGUGAUAAGUUGUACUAAAUGGUUUGGUCAGUUCAUAGAAUAGGUAGAUAUACGUGGGAAAGACAUUCCUGGUACAAUUUUUAUCAUCUCAUUUGUAUCUCUUCUUUACUAUUGUUUCUUUUGGUUGUUGUUAAAA